AUGAAUGUUAAGGAUGAAUAUUAUGAUUAUUUAUACAAAAUUGUUUUAAUUGGUGAUUCUGGUGUUGGAAAGUCUAACUUACUAUCAAGAUUUACACGUGAUGAAUUCAACUUAGAAUCAAAAUCAACAAUUGGUGUGGAAUUUGCUACGAAAAGUAUCAUGACACAAGGAAAGGUCAUUAAAGCUCAAAUAUGGGAUACAGCAGGACAAGAAAGAUAUAGGGCAAUCACUUCAGCUUAUUAUAGAGGAGCUGUAGGAGCCUUAUUAGUAUAUGAUAUAUCUAAGAGAUCUUCAUUUGAAAAUGUUGAAAGAUGGCUUAAAGAAUUAAGGGAUCAUGCAGAUCCUAAUAUUGUAGUUUUACUAGUUGGAAAUAAGUCUGAUUUAAAACAUUUAAGAGCAGUAACACAAGAGGAAGCUUGUAUGUUCUCUGAAAAAGAAGGAAUGGCAUGUAUGGAAGCAUCUGCAUUAAAUUCCUCUAAUGUAGAACAAGCAUUUCAUAGAAUUCUUUCUGAAAUCUAUAUGCUACGAAGUGAAAGACAAAUAGCAAAUCAACAUGAUUUAACAAAAACUACUUUACCUAUAGGUAGUCAAGGAGUACGAGUAGAUCCAGUUAGAGUUGAUCUUGAUUCUAAAGGUCUAAAAAGGAAGUCUAGUUGCUGUUAA
This is a messenger RNA of Cryptosporidium muris RN66, 663 nucleotides long. RefSeq names its product Rab11 protein, putative. Gene Ontology annotation, cellular component: endosome. The record is from RefSeq and is a predicted model, not a curated record. The transcript is spliced from 3 exons. Bases 1 to 663 code for a protein of 220 amino acids. Gene Ontology annotation, molecular function: GTP binding; GTPase activity. NCBI's taxonomy places the organism in Eukaryota, Apicomplexa, Conoidasida, Eucoccidiorida, Cryptosporidiidae.